Messenger RNA from Panicum hallii, 766 nucleotides. RefSeq names its product putative ripening-related protein 2. NCBI's taxonomy places the organism in Eukaryota, Viridiplantae, Streptophyta, Magnoliopsida, Poales, Poaceae. The coding region runs from base 9 to 578 and encodes 189 amino acids. The transcript has a single exon. The record is from RefSeq and is a predicted model, not a curated record.
UCACAAAGAUGUCGACGGCCAGCCUCCUCGCGCUUGCUCUGGCAGGCCUCGUGCUCGUCACCUUCCCAGGCCUCUGCGCCGGCACCGCCGCAGCUCACCGCCCCGCCGCCAAGUGCCAGCCGAGCGGCUCGCUGGAGGGGCCAAGCACGGGCCACGUGUGCGGGGAGUGCUGCAAGCCGGGGCACGUCUACCCGACGUACCGGUGCUCGCCGCCGGUCACCGCGAGCACCAGGGCCGUCAUGACGCUCAACAACUUCGAGGAGGGCGGCGACGGCGGCGACCCGUCGGAGUGCGACGGCAAGUACCACCUGAACACGGAGCCCGUCGUGGCGCUCUCCACGGGGUGGUACAACCACGGCAAGCGCUGCGGCAGGCAGAUCCGGAUCAACGCCAAGGGAAGGUCCGUGCUCGCCAAGGUCGUGGACGAGUGCGACACCCUGCACGGCUGCGACAAGCCGCACGCCUUCCAGCCGCCGUGCCCGCACAACAUCGUCGACGCGUCCCAGGCCGUGUGGAACGCGCUGGGCAUCACCGGCGACGAGGUCGGCGACUACCCCAUCACCUGGUCGGACGCAUGAUGAGUACUUGGUCUCUGGCUAGACUACUGCAUCCUCGCUUUCUACGAACUGCUACUGAGUACGACGGUUUUCUCAGUUCUUCAUGAGUGCUUUGAGUGUCCUGUGUCCUUGUCGUGUUGUCUCAAAUCUUUUUUAAUGAAUAAAUAAAGCGAUGGGAAAAGCCCCCGUUCGCUCUACUUGCUAAACUA